UGUCCUCUAUUCGCAUGAUCUGUUCCCCUCUGAACCGAACUGAAAAGCUCCUCUCUCUCUCUCUCUCUCUCUCUCUGCUGCUUCCCCUGCUACCUCCGAACUUGAGGUCGAGCUGCUGCUGCUUCCCCUACUACUACUCCCUAGGAGCUUGAGGUGGAGCGGCUGCUGCUCUCUGAUCUGCUGCUUCCCCUGCUCGAUCCCUAGUUUAAUUUGGGGAGUUGAUGAUUUGUUGAUUAUUUUAUAGUUGUGAUGAUUUUGGGUAAGAAGAUGCUCUGUUGAUUAUGUAUAGAAGCUGUGUUAAUUCCGCUGGAUUUGUGUUCUGGUACGCGAGAAAGUGAGUUUUUUGUUUGGGGGGGUUUAACAUUAACAUAAACAAAUGGCUUCUGGCAAAGAUGAUGUCGAUGCUGCUGCUGCUGCUUCUUCUCCACCCUCGUCCUCCUCGAAGAAUGUAUACAAGGAUCCUGAUGAUGGGAGGCAGCGGUUCUUGCUCGAAUUGGAGUUCGUGCAGUGUCUCGCCAAUCCUACCUAUAUCCACUAUUUGGCUCAGAACCGGUACUUUGAGGAUGAGGCUUUCAUUGGCUACUUGAAGUAUCUCCAGUACUGGCAGCGUCCUGAAUACAUGAAAUUCAUAAUGUACCCUCACUGCCUAUUCUUUCUAGAACUUCUCCAAAAUCCAAACUUCCGUGCUGCUAUGGCGCAUCCUGGCAACAAGGAGUUAGCGCAUCGGCAGCAAUUCUUUUUCUGGAAGAAUUAUAGGAAUAAUAGAUUGAAACACAUCUUACCGAGGCCCCUUCCCGAGCCUACUCCUGCUCCCACUGCUGUUCCCUCUGCUUUGGCUCCCCCUCCAGCACCUGCACCACCUGCAAAUAUGGCUGCUACAGCUCCUCCCCCUCCAGCUCUUUCUCCAAUGCAAUAUGCCGUUCCCCCUGGUUCCUCUCUCAUGAAGAAUGAUAUGAGGAACACAGCGAUUGAUCGGAGGAAGAGAAAGAAGGAAGGUUAAUUUCAAUUGCUUUUCGGAAGUUGGGAUGUGGAAGAAACACCCAAGGACCAUUAUGCACUGUCUGAGACCAAGUCGGCUGUAACAUCUUUCUCCAAGGCAUCGUACUGAAACCAAGAAGUCAGUGACUUGGGCUGGCGAAUGAACAAAUCGGAUGCCUUCACCGAAUCGACCAAAAUCUUGUAUUUGUGUCGUUAAGGUCAGAUCGAAUGGGCUCGUCCUGUUAGUAGUAGCUGUUGUAUAAUUGAAAUUGAAGUUGAAGGUGAUAAUUGUCAAAGUUGGGCUGUAACUGUUGCUCUUGGGUUUUGAUGUUGCUUUCUGACGUGCCUCUGCAGGCUAACGGAAAAGAAUUAAACUUUUUAGUCGGUAAUUCGAACUAAUUUUAAUUCA
Punica granatum (pomegranate) is the source of this 1387-nucleotide messenger RNA. The record is from RefSeq and is a predicted model, not a curated record. Lineage: Eukaryota; Viridiplantae; Streptophyta; Magnoliopsida; Myrtales; Lythraceae.